Messenger RNA from Austrofundulus limnaeus, 5375 nucleotides. It is a transcript of the gene cers1, whose product is annotated as ceramide synthase 1. Lineage: Eukaryota; Metazoa; Chordata; Actinopteri; Cyprinodontiformes; Rivulidae. Gene Ontology annotation, cellular component: membrane. Gene Ontology annotation, molecular function: sphingosine N-acyltransferase activity. The record is from RefSeq and is a predicted model, not a curated record. Gene Ontology annotation, biological process: ceramide biosynthetic process.
UUAUUAUUAUUAUUAUUUUUUAAAACAACCUCCCCGUUGUUUCUGCGCCGCACCACGAUGGGCAGUGAUGGCGGGAGUGCCGUGCCAGUGGGAGUGGAGCCCAUGCCCGGGUACUGGGAGCUCCUCAGCCGAGGAUCCAGCGUCAUGCUGGGCGCAUGGAGGGACUGUGGCGGCUGCGGCGUGAAGCUCUCCAAACAGACUCUCCUGGAUAACGCCUACAUUACCUGGACCGAGGUCGCCCUCUUCUUCUUGUGCGCCUUUUUGUGGACGAUGCUCAGGCGGGGAUUGACAGAAAGUCUGUUUAAGCCUCUUGCACAGUGGUGCAGGCUGCUGCCCAAAGAUGCUGCCAAGAUGCCGGAGAGUGCGUGGAAGCUGGUCUUCUACACCAUGUCGUGGUCCUACAGCAGCUACCUGCUCUUCUUCACCUCCUACUCCUUCUUCCACGACCCUCCCUCUGUCUUCUACAACUGGAAGAGCGGUAUGACCGUGCCUACAGACAUCGCCGUAGCCUACUUGAUCCAGGGCAGCUUCUACGGCCACUCCAUCUACGCCACCAUCAACAUGGACACGUGGAGGAAGGACUCUGCUGUCAUGGUGGUCCAUCACAUCAUCACGCUGGCACUCAUAUGCUUCUCUUACGCCUUCAGGUACCACAACGUGGGGAUUCUGGUGUUGUUCCUGCAUGACAUCAAUGACGUCCAGCUGGAGUUCACCAAGCUCAACGUCUACCUGAAGUCCAGAGGAGGUGGCUAUCACCUGAUCAACGAUGUGCUGUCUAACAUGGCCUCCGUUAGCUUCAGCAUCACCUGGUUCUGGUUUCGCCUCUACUGGUUCCCCCUUAAAGUUCUGUACGCCACAUGUGUGUCCAGCAUCCAGUCGGUCCCCAACAUUCCCUUCUACUUCUUCUUCAACACGCUGCUCUUCGCCCUGCUGCUCAUGAACAUCUACUGGUUCUUGUUUAUUGUGAUUUUCGUGGUGAAGCUGCUAAAGGUGAAAGAGGUGAACGACGUUAGAGAGUAUGAAGACGAGGACGGCAAGAAGUCGGCUGCUGAGCUGCUCAAAGAAAACUGUGACGAUGAUGAUGAUGCUGGACAUCACAACUCUGCUCAGAGGAAGCACACGCAGAACGGUGUGACCAAAGACAAGCAUCUAUAACAGGCUCUCCAUCGCCCCCAGCUGGCUCCUCCUCCUCCAACACCGGUGUGUUCAAACAGAAGAGCGUCCAAAUAAAAAGAGAGUAGAAAAAAAAAGGAAAAUGUAGGUUUUUCUUUUAGUUUUUUUAGAGCCUUUCAUUUCCAUCUGAUUAGAGCACUGUGAAUGCUACUUCAGCUGACUUGUUGUCUUACCGUCGUUAGGGCUGGACUCUGACUUCACCCUUAAGGGAGAGUUUAGAUCUGCUCUGAACAAACAUCCUGUUUGUAAUAUGAGGGAAAACAAACAAACAGCUCCUUCAUCCUCCUCUUUAACCUCCAUCCAUCCAUCCAUCCAUCCACCCAUCCACCCAUCCACCCAUCCAUCCAUCCAUCCAUCCUCUGAGCCUGAACACAUGGAGAGGAACUCUGGUGGUGUACGGGAGUCUGCUUGGCGUUGUCCUGAGCUGCUUUCAUUUUUACGUCGUAGUACAAAGUCAGUGUUGAUCACCACACGUUUCUGGUUCUUUUGAACCCAGAAGCCAGGGACAGUAUUUGCAUGCUUUAGAAUGUUCAAAGAGUGGCUGCAGCUUUUAAAAGAAACAAACAAUAAAAAGCUUUUAUUUUGUAAGAUUUAAACUGAGAGUCCGGCUCUUGAAGUGACGAUCGUGGAUCAUUCACUUGGCAUUCCUGUUUUAUUACUUUGUUUGUGCUGCAGAGCAUCUGCCGCUGCACUGAUAUGAAGGCAAACAAGCUUAUUGCUGGUUUAAUGACAGCAAAAAAAGCUAGAAUUGAUUGACUGGGUGUUUAUUUUAAACUGAUAUAUAAAUCAUGUUUUCGACCAGAUCAUGACGGGGGGAGAUCGCCUAAAAAGAUACAAAUCAAGAGUAAACGUCUUUGAAUGCAUGACUGGAAAUUUGUCAAAAAUCCUCCGACUUCUUCCAAAGCAUCUUGUGGUUUUUAAAUACGAGUCUAAAGUCUCCGACCCAGAAAGCAGAGAGAAAUGAGUUUCAACUCCGGGGAAAGGGAUAGAUUUUAUUUGCUGCAUGUUUCUCUCAGUUCUACCUCCUCGAUCAAAUUCCAGCUUUUGUUUGGAUGAACAGCAUGCUUGUGCUGCUUGAGCGCGCCGCAGGUGUUAGAAGUUCGUAGAUUUAAAAAAAAAAGGGCGGGAGGCGUCUGUUUUCGUUUCGUCUUCCAGACUCCACAAAUCAACGUUUCAAUUAAGUGUAGACAGUUGUUCAUUUUUAGAUUUUUUUUCUUCUGUCGAGUACGAAUCAGUGCUCCGAUCAUGUUUUUUCAGGGACCAGCUUCAUCUCCGUCAACAUCUGGAUCCGUGCUGACUUUACUGUAAUCCCCGCACAUCUGUACCGCUGAUCCAACACGUUUAAACCGUAAGAACGGAUCUGUAACGUGGACCAGAUGUUCUUAAAGUCUGUCAAAGUUCUGCUCAACCUUGGAGUCAAUAAAAGCAGCGCAAACGGAUCCUAGACGUCUUCUCAGACGCCUCUACUCAACUCAUCACGGUUUACACACCUCAGGGGAUUUCUGACGUCUGUGGACAUUUUUAAUCAAUAAGCUUCUUUUUAUCUUUUUCCACUCUAAAAUACUGCGUUUCUAUUGAUUUACCCCCAAACGAAGCAGGGGUGGAGCUAGACCUUUUGCAAGGGGUGGCCUAGGUCUUUUAGGGUGGGGCACAUACGAUUAAAGAAAACUACCCUGGAUUUGGAAAUUCAAGAUGGCCGCCACAGCCAAUUUUAAAUGGCUCUAAAUCAGCUGUUGUAAGAUACAAUGAACUGAUUUGUGACUGUAUAUAAGAAUGAUCCAACAUUUGUUAUGCUGUUAGCCAAGAGCAAUCCCCGUGACAUUUUGAAAACUAAAGUUUAAGCUAAGUGCUAAAGCUAACUGGAGCAAAAGUUAUGUUUCAGCCAAUUUUAGACACAUAAAACGGAAAAUCGGUAUAAUAGUAGCCGACGAUAAUCCUCAAUAUAUUCUGAAUGCAAAUUGAAAAUUUAAGAUGGUCACCUCAGUUAAUUCCAAAUAACUAUAAAUCAGACAAUUUUAGAGCCACUGAGCUGUAACUUGGUGUGUUGGUAGCUGAGAGUGAUCCCUAAUAGACUGCAAAUCAAAAAUGGCCACCAAAGCAAAUUUUAAUGGCAACAACAUACAUGUCAAGAUGUACGGAUUGUCUGUAAUUUACAGUUUCCUUCAUCUUUCAGGUACACGGAAAUAUAGAGCAAUCUCACAGAUUUUUUCAUGUUUUACUUAUUUUUUCAAAAACUCAGUUUCAAAUUUAUUUAACGUCAGAGCCUGCAGGACGUAAAAAUAAAUAAAUAAAUAAAUAAACCCAACAAUAAAUAACAUCAAAUUACCACCUUCCAACCUGCUUUGCCGCCAGACAAGUUCUCCCGUCCUCAUUUCCUCCUUUCUUUGCACUGCUGCAGGUGCUGUCAUCUCGACAAACGGCCGUGUGAUUGAUACGGAUUUCUUGCAGAAAUUACAGAUUUUUGAGUCUCAUUAUACAGAUUAACGUUUGAAGGGGUUGACAUGUACAAUAAACCUAGCUCUUUUUGGACAUGUUGAGCUUAAAUCUGGUGUGGCAGGAGCUCCGGUCACUAACAUACAGUACAGUCAAAAUUAUACAUUUAAAAUGGUGGCCACAUGGCCGUCAGAGUUUUUAAUGAACUUUUCUAGUUGUUCGAUGUUCUUGCUACGUUACAGACUCGCUGCUAGAUGCUGCCCAGUUUUCACUAACGGGUUUUUAAACAGAAUUAUUACAUGUAACGGUUGAUUUAUAUUAAACUAGUAGUUUUUGUUUCCUCUUGGUGAGACAAAACAGCUGUUUGACAGGUACCUGCUCCAUUUUUGCUCUAGAACUCAUCUUUAAUUUCCACAUGUGAUCCCCGCCCACCUGUCAAUCAUUUUAGGGUGGCCAAUCAGGUGCCACCCCUCUGGCUCCACCCCUGAAAUUAUCGAGUUCCUAAGGAAAAUGGUGAAGUCAAAUUACAAAACGAUGCGCAUUUAUGCAAAAAAUUAUUCGUUUUAGCUGAUACACUAAAGAUUCAUUGAUUCAACCUCUCAACUGUUCGGUAUCGGCUCUGAUUUGUCAAGAUCAGCUAAAAAAAAUAAUCUAAUCAUAUUUGAUGUCUGCACAACAAAAAUCCAAUCGAGCAAAGCGUCCCGCAGACGGAGCAGUCAGCUGUUUUUUGUUUGUUUGCGUCGACUGCAGUGACAAGCUGAGACUGGGCUUUGGACAAUCAUUGCUUUUAUUGAGUUUUGUAAUCAGCAGUCGAACACCAAACCAGUCCAUACUUCCUGAGUCACUAUUAACAAAUAAAAAGAGAAACUUUGUGCAGAAAGUGAGAGUCUAAAGACUGAACAUCCUCAUUUUUUCCAUUAAAUCUCUUCUUUGAUGCUAUAAUUGUGCCAAAAUGUCCAUGUUUUUCUGACUGAGCUGGUUGAGGUGUGACGGGUUUUAAAGCCCUGCAGGUAUUUCUCACACAUCGCACUGUAAUUUAUUAUUAGUAUUAUUAUUUUUAUUGUUUGCGAUCAGAAUGAUAAAGGGAAGAUCUGGGCAAUAUUUAUUGACGAUAAAUUAAUGAUAAACUAAACUCUUUGAAUUAUUCUAUUUAACUUUUAUUUUUCAGAUUAAAUGUUUUCUGAUUGAUGACUACUUGAGAUCAGAUCUGUAUUUGCUCUUUUGUAAUACAGUUUGAGUUCCUGUCAAUGUGUUGUUUUUAUUUCCUCAUGAAAUAAAACAUGUCGGUAAACAACGACAGAGGCAUUCUGCUGGUUUUCAUGGUUUUAUUUUCUGUCAUGAUCAACAGAUAAUUCAUUGCAAAGAUCAAGUGUCACGGCUGAGGUGAAAACAGGAUUUCGAGAUCAUUUCAGUGCACAAAAAAACAAAUGGCAGCAAUAAAUUAAAGUCCUGUCACUGGGAUGGGAUCAGGGGUCAUGCAGAAGCAGAGCAAAGCAGAUAAACACCUUAAAAAUCAAUCAAUAUAACGCUAACGUUAUUUAUCCCAACAUUAUUGCUCAUUUUAGGACGUUCAGUUUUUAAUUUAUCAACUUAAAUCACUCAAAAAUAUAUAUAUAUUUUCAACAAACAGGGUCACACACCACACGAUCUGAUCGAGUAAAAAAAGAAAAAAAAAUUCAUGUUUGCUGCCUGGGAUCUUCUGCAGUCAGAUGUUUUCAACCCCCCUACCACCAUCCAGAAUCAAAAAUUAAAUUAGAAUUUAAAAAAAA